AUGCCGGCGGUAGAUAGUAUCGUAUCUGACAGCUGUGACACGAACAUGAGCAGUGGUGGACCGAAUGGUGUGGAUGGGAACUGUGACUCUGAUAGACAGCAGUCCAUGGACGGCGAACUCCAACUACCUAAGGCAGCGGAAGCAGCCACUGGUCCGGAAUUCAGGCACAACUACGUGGAUCAUGCGCAGCAGGCGGUGCAGCGGCAGCAGCAAGAUGAGCUGGCCCGUCAGCGUGCAGCGGAGGCGGCGAACCGACGUUAG
This is a messenger RNA of Microthlaspi erraticum, 261 nucleotides long. The record is from the annotation of a GenBank genome assembly. Lineage: Eukaryota; Viridiplantae; Streptophyta; Magnoliopsida; Brassicales; Brassicaceae.